CUUUUUUUAGUUAGAAAGUCACUGUGACUAUAAAAUCAUCGCAAUAUUCAACUUUAAUAAUGACAGUGUUAUAAAACAAACCAAAAAGGUUUAAACAGAACUUACAGCAGUUCACAUGUGCUGCGAUCUUCUGCGGCUAAUAUCAUUGCAACGCUUCUGUGCAUUCUCCGUAUAUUUGAAUUUGAUACUUUAUCAUGUCGAACAGCGAAGUUGGCGUCGGUGCGGUACGCGGUGGCGGCGAUUCUGUAAAACAAGCAAUAAUCGAAGAGUUGCAGAAUCUUUUAAGCUCGGAUACAACUGUUUUGCAACAGGCGGAAAAGCGUAACAAGCAAUUGCAAUAUACUGAAGGGUAUGGAGUCUACUUGUCAGAGAUAAUAAUGAAUCAAUCCCAUGAGUUACCAUUGCGCCAAAUAGCUAUUAUAAUGCUGACGCGAUAUGUGGAAAACCAUUGGACAGAUCUGGAAGAAACGGAUAAAGCGAGUGGACAUAUGGCCACCGAACAAGCCAAGCGCACAAUUCGAAAUAUAUUGCCAAAUGGCCUGUACGAUCCCAACUCUAAAAUACGCUCAUCGGUGGCACACACGAUAUCCACAAUUGCGGCCACAGACUAUCCACAUUGCUGGGCAGAGCUGUUUGACAUUAUAGUCAAAUGUCUGGGAGGCAAUGAGGAUUCCAUACAUGGAGCUAUGCAAGUACUGCAAGACUUUACCUACGAUGUAGAACAAAUCAAGGAGCUAGGUCCUGUGGUCAUACCCGAGGUAUAUCGCAUUUUCGAUUCGGAGCAGAAUUAUUCCAUUAAGACGCGAGUUUCUGCGAUACGAACGUUGAAGCAACUUUUCAUGUCUAUCUCAGCGCUGAUAACUGACAAGCAAGAGCAAAGCUCCAUGAUGAGCUCAAUUCUGUCAAAUUUUAUGGACAAGCUCGUCCACUAUCUCAGCAUGAAUUGCGGCGCUGGAUCCAGCUUUCUGCUGCGUUCCGAAAUCAUAAAAGUAUUCACUUAUCUGGUGACUGAUAUGCCGAAGUAUAUAAAUCCAUUUAUGGAACGCAUAUUGCCAAUUAUUUGGCAGUUGCUUACACAAAUAGCGGAAACUUAUGUAAAAGUAUCUGUCAAUCAGACGGAAGCAAAUCCCUUAGCAACCAGCGACUAUGAAGAAGAAGAUGAGCAGACCAAUUUCCAAACGCUGAUAAUACAAAUUCUUGAGUUCAUUAACUGCAUUGUCACCUGCGGCAAGCUGCGUGGCAAUAUUAAAAAUGUUCUUGCGGAUUUAAUUUACAUAACUAUCGUGUAUAUUCAGCUCGGCGAGGAGCAGCUCGAGGACUGGCAAGAGGAUCCAGAGAAGUUUGUUGACGACGAAGACGAUGGCGGCGUCGAGCUAACUGUACGCAUGUGUGGCCGUGAUGUUCUGCUGGCCAUUAAUGACGAAUUCGGUGUGAAAGCCAUACAACCGUUGCAGGAAGCUCUGGGGCGCCACUUUAGUGUAGCAGAGGCGGAGAAAGAAGCAAACAAUCCAAAUUGGUGGAAAAUUCAUGAAGCUUGCAUGGAUGCUGUUCACGGUUUUCGCGACAUAAUACUCGAGGGGGAUUCCAAAUUUGAUUUGCUUAACUAUCUGACAAUUGUGCGAAAUUUGUUGGUACAUCAAGAAUCGCCUCAUCUGGUCGGCCGCGCCCUCUGGACCCUCAGCACGUACUCCAAGUCGGAUCUGUAUAAUCCGCAGAUGAUAAUUGAGAUUUUAGAUGUAACGCUGUGCAGUCUAUCGCCGGAUAAGUCACACAUUUUACGCAUCAGCGCUGUUCGCGCCUUGCACGGGUUUCUUCAAGCCAAUGAAAAUGUUGAGGGGGAGAAACGCACACUGCUCGUCUCCAAGCUGCCUGGUUUUCUAGACGGUAUCAUGACCCUAGUGCCUGGCUGCAAGGCGACUGUUCUAGCGCUGAUAAUGGAGGCUCUUACGAUGAUGGUCAAGUUUGAUGCGGACUUUGCAUAUGCGGCGCAUCCUAAAAUCACACCAUUGACCAUCGCAGCAUUUCUUAAGUAUGCAGAGGAUCCCUUUGUUUUGGAAAAUGUUCAAGAUCUGAUCAAAGCGCUUUGCCAACGCAAAGAGUGUCUGGGACCGCUGCAAGAGAAAUUCAUACCGACCAUUGUUAGCAUACUUGCGUUGCAAGGUGAGCAAUGUGGCGAGAAGCAGGAUAUUGCUCUGGAUGUGCUUAACACAAUUGUCCGGUACACGGAGCCGCCGUUGCCCAAUGCUCUGCUGGAAAGUGCAUUUCCCGCCAUGAUCAACUGUGUCCUGCAUACGGACGAUCACACCGUAAUGGUUGCCGGCGGGGAGUGCCUGCGUAGCUUUAUCAAUGUUUCGCCGGAGCAGAUUUGCAACUACAAAAACGGCGAGGGUGUCAACUAUGUGAUGCAGGUUGCAACGGUUUUGCUAAAUCCCAUGAAUGCCGAGAUGACGGCUGGUGGCCAGAUCGGUCGACUGAUUAUCACCAUAAUCACUAAAAUGGGCAGCAUGCUGGGCCAAACAGUCGAUAUGCUUCUAAAGGCAGUCAUUAGCAAGAUGCAGAACCUCGAGUGCCUGAAGGUCAUUAUGAAUUUGGUGCUCAUAUUCGCUCAUCUCUUCCUUACCCAAAUGGAUGCGGUGCUUAACUUUUUGUCUACGGUUCCCGGACCCAAUGGCGAGCCUGCUUUGCAAUUUGUUCUUACCAAUUGGCUGUCACGUCAAAAUUCCUUCUUUGGGGCAUACGAGCGCAAAGUUACCACCAUGGCGCUCUGCAAGCUUUUUGAAUAUGGCGUUGCCACGCAGGAUAAUCGUCUGACGUCCAUAACGUACAAGGAACUAGUAGAGGAACCGAGCGGCGAUCGCAUUCGCACUCGCUCAGUUGCGUCGAGCUAUCAAAAAUGGGUUACAAUUCCCGCACUUGUAAAGAUUUUUAAAGUUCUCAUUUCCGAGUAUCAGCACUUUCAAGAAGGUAAAACAGAUGCGCCACUUACAGACUCUGAGGAUGAAGUAACCGAAGAAGAUGACGCUCCUGGCAAUGCCAGCAAACCGCGCUACAUUUCUGACUUGUGUUUUGAUUUCGACGAGGACAAUGUCGAGGAUGAGCAAGUGCUGCAAGUGCUGCUGAAAGAGUGCAACUACACGGGCGACAUUGGCGAAAAUUUACAAAAGUUUCUCACCAACUUUACUCAAAACGAACACUUUCCCACGUUUUACGAGCAUCUCAAUGAAUCCGAACGGCUCAUUCUGCUGACUAAGGCACAGCAAAAGUAAAUUAACAGUCUCCAACGCAGCUAUAUGAAUUCUAAAGCGCAUGUCUUACAGCCCAUUGUGUUAAUCGUAUUUAAUAUUUGUUAUAAAGCAUUUAAU
Drosophila hydei is the source of this 3362-nucleotide messenger RNA. RefSeq names its product importin-9 (gene Ipo9). Lineage: Eukaryota; Metazoa; Arthropoda; Insecta; Diptera; Drosophilidae. The coding region runs from base 195 to 3266 and encodes 1023 amino acids. The record is from RefSeq and is a predicted model, not a curated record. Gene Ontology annotation, cellular component: nuclear envelope; cytosol. Gene Ontology annotation, biological process: protein import into nucleus. Gene Ontology annotation, molecular function: small GTPase binding. The transcript is spliced from 5 exons.